AUGGGGACUUUCGUGCUUUGCUUUACUGUUAUACUGAUUUUUACUGCAACCUACUCUUUAUUGAGUGUCUGCACCACGGCCGAUGAAGAUCGGCCUCAGGUGAUCGGGGCGUCUCAGCCAGUCGUGGCUUUUCUGGGUGGUGAUGUCAUCCUGCCGUGUCACGUGGAGCCUUGUCUGGACGUGGAGGAGCUGACGGUGGAGUGGUGGAGGCCGGACGUCCCACCAGACCCUGAAGAUCCACAGAGCAACUACCGGUAUGUCCACUGUUACCAUGACAAACAGCACGAGGAGGACAUGAAGAAGCCGAUGUACGCUGGGAGGACGGAGAUGUUCACAGACGGCCUGAAACACGGAAACAUCUCGCUAAAGAUCAGCAACGUGGAGCAGUCUGACCAAGGGAGAUACAGAUGUCAAAUCCUACAGUUGGCGAGUGCCUCUGUUAUUAUGCUUCUUGUUGAACCACGCUCCGUUAAACCGACAGAUCCCGGAGAUCUCCAAACUCCAGAGCCAACCGAUGAGACGGAUGCUAAAGGUGGUCGACUCUAUCUGAGCGUACUGAUCCUGGUUCUGGUUGCCUGCGUCUUACUGAUCCCGGCUGUUGGAGUGGGGGGAUAUUUACUUCAUAGAAGGUAUCGAAAUCAAAACCAAAACACAGCCAGCGUUCCAGACAGAUCACCGUCCGGAGAGGAGCGACUUGGCAGCUAGCGGCGGGGUUUAGGUGUGGGACGGCUGCGACCGUUUGUUAAAAACAACGGUGUGAUGGACAGAUGGUUUAGGCAAUCACCUGCAAGGUCUUUAUUUAUAAGUGCCUGCCCUCUCCCAAACAGCUUCCAACAACUGCUUCUCAGAUGGUUCUGUGUAACAAACACAUAAGCUUAUAUGUGCAAUAUAAGACAAUGAGAGUAGAGGCAGAGAGUAGCAUUGUCUUGACAUAUAGGGCCUUGCUCACUUCCCAAAUUCGUACCUCCUCGAUCCUCGAAAAUGCACAUCGAGGUGCGAGGAUAGAGCAUCGAGGAGGCUCCAUGGCAUGCGAUGAUAUCAGCUGUAGCGACAUUACUGUGUAUGGAAACGUUUACAAGCAGCAUCUCUUAUCAUUAACGUAAA
Messenger RNA from Perca flavescens (yellow perch), 1104 nucleotides. Its product is annotated as CD276 antigen-like. Bases 1 to 705 code for a protein of 234 amino acids. Lineage: Eukaryota; Metazoa; Chordata; Actinopteri; Perciformes; Percidae. The transcript has 4 exons. The record is from RefSeq and is a predicted model, not a curated record.